Molecule: messenger RNA, 1692 nt
Organism: Rasamsonia emersonii CBS 393.64
Lineage: Eukaryota; Fungi; Ascomycota; Eurotiomycetes; Eurotiales; Trichocomaceae
Product: Transcription factor Tos4
Exons: 1
Coding region: 1-1692 (563 amino acids)
Molecular function (GO): protein binding
Source: RefSeq, a predicted model, not a curated record
AUGGAGUCAUCUCCUCCACGGGACGCAUCCACUGCUGCAGGCACGAAGCGUCCCGCGUCCCUGCUGCCGGCUUUCGAGCCAUUGAGCUCUUCUCCGUCUCUUCCUCGACCCCAGAAGCGUGUGGCACGCGAGGCCAAUGACUAUCCCACACCGUUGCCGACGUCUUCAACCCAUAUCUUGUCGUCCUCGCCGCCUCUAACACGUCCCAAACUGUCGCGUAAUGGCUACUCCACGACCUUGGAACGCGCACCUCUCUCGGCCGUUCCCACCCUGAUGCUUCCAGAAUCCGGGGAGCCUAUUUUGAUGGGAAGAUCGAGCGCGUCAUGCCAUCAUCAGCUUUCGGCGAACCGGUUGAUAUCCCGUGUCCACGUCAAAGCCACCUACAAGCCGGCGGGCAACCCUUUCGACCGUGACCGCGUCGAGAUCAUGUGCUUGGGAUGGAAUGGAAUAAAGCUCCAUUGCCAGGGAAAGACCUAUGACUUGGCCAAGGGCAAGACCUUUACGUCUGAUAUCAAGGAUGCCGAUAUCAUGAUUGAUGUGCAGGAUUCCCGUGUCUUGGUCCAAUGGCCCCGAAAUGAAAGGAAGGACUCUGCUUCUGCUGACUCGGACCACACAUGGGAUGAGAGUUCUCCUCGACGGAAUCUGCCAUCACGGCGUGAUAUUCACGAUAGUCCCUUCCGAGAGCGAUCCCGACUGGUCUCGCCCAUAUCGCCGUCUCCUGCAGUGCGCUCCAUCUUUCCCCCAUCCUCCCCGUUUACUCCAAGUCGGUCACAUAAUCCUGUGGUUGUUUAUGAAGAUGAACCGUCUCCUACACGUGUGCGUGCCGAAGACAGCCAACUCACGGCGUCAAGGACAACGCAGGUUGCUACCCAGCCUGCUGCAGACGGAGCUCACAGUUCACAGAGUAGCUUGAGCGAAUUGUCCCAGUCCUAUGAAGAAUUUUCAGAUCAUGAUGAGGAGAACGACCCGAUCGUUCACUCUUUCGGUCCUUUUGGCGACAAUAUUCUUCCACGCAUGGCCUCAUUUAAUGCCGGAGACUCUCCCGUUCGGACUUCUCGUUCUUCUCGUGCCCAACCCGAACCUCUCAAACCCACCAGGUCUCCCCCGCAACCCUCCGUAGCCAAGACUGAUGAGACUGAAAAGAAGGGCGAGGAAAAGAAAGAGGAUGUGAGGGAAGAUGUGAAAGAGGAAGCGAAAGAAGAAACGAAAGAGGUGACGAAAGAGGUGACGAAAGAGGUGACGAAAGAGGAAGCGAAAGCGGAUGAUCAGAGGGAAUCAGCCAUAGCGUCUAUUAAGAACCACGCAAUCAACCAGCUGGCGUUCUCCCGCCUUUCGUCAACGCCAUUUUCAACCAUUGUUAAUAAUCUUCCGCCCAGUCUGUGGAAGGAGGGCAGCCCCGAAACGCGGUUCUCACGACAAGAGAUCCUAUCCAUUCUUGAAUCCACUAAAUGUAUUGGCGAAGUCACCCGGGAGGGUAAAGACGCCGCCGGAAAGCCGCUGGAAAGCGAAUUCUACUAUAUUCCUGAUUUCGACGAGGACGAAAUGCGUCGCCAGGCCGUUGUCAAUGAUCUCCGGAAGCCGGGUCUGCGGAACUGCAGAAAACAACACAAGGUUGGCAUCUCCUGCUUUAUUGUUCGUUUCAUCUAUGCUAACGUGAGGUCGCAGCAAUACUACUGGCGCAAACCCAAAUAG